CUCUGAAAAGCCGUUUCCUCCGGAUUUUGAAACUGCCGUCUUAUAAAUGCAGUUGCAAGUUGAUACUAUAUGUAAUAUCAGAGAAAACCAGCGGUGCUGCUGGUUGAUCCUGAAAUGAGGCUGCAGCCCAGUGUAAGUAGGAGAAAGCACUCCUUAAAAACGUUUGUUUCGGAGCCUCAGGACCCAAACCACACUUUAUGAGUUGUGUUCCAUAAGCUUUGGUUAAGUCUGCGGUCUGGAACUCUCUUAUUUCGUAAUCUGUAAACUGGUUUGUUUGAGGACCAGGUAAAAAUUAAUAAGUAAUAAUAAUUAAAAGCCUUUUCUGCCUGCAGUUGUAUGUUGAGUACAGUUACAGUAUUAACAAUUUACAGAACCUAACAACCUGCCAGAAGAAAAACGUUUUCUGAGUUCAACUUCGGGGUGCUGUGCUUGAGAAUCAGAGAGACCCUUCCUUCUUGCCCUGGCACCUGCUUCCACCCUCUUCCUGUCUGGCGGUCAGGGUGAGGGAGGGCCCCAGGGCCAGAGCCCCAUUGGAGAGACUUUGUUCAGCCAUGAGGUAACAGCGUAGCCUCUGGUUUAAUAGCGUGGCCUUCAGGUAGCCGUACAAAGGUGAACCAGGUUAUUGAACCUCUUUGAGCCUAGAGCCUUGUAGAAUUCUUCUGCAGAUUUGAGACCAUAAAUAGCAAAACAAAUGAGCUCCUCGGUAACCUCUGCCAAAGUGGCUGUGAAUGGUGUCCAUUUGCAUUAUCAGCAGACUGGAGAGGGAGAGCAUGCAGUCCUGCUGCUUCCUGGAAUGUUGGGAAGUGGAGAGACUGAUUUUGGACCCCAGAUUAAGAACCUGAAUAAGAAGCUCUUCACAGUGGUUGCCUGGGAUCCUCGAGGAUAUGGACAUUCCAGACCCCCAGAUCGAGAUUUCCCAAUGGAUUUUUUGGAAAGGGAUGCAAAAGAUGCUGUUGAUUUGAUGAAGACGCUGAACUUUAAGAAGGUGUCUCUGCUGGGGUGGAGUGAUGGUGGAAUUACAGCACUCAUUGCAGCUGCAAAAUACCCAUUGUACAUCAACAAGAUGGUGAUCUGGGGAGCUAAUGCCUACAUGACUGAUGAAGAUGAGAAGAUUUAUCAAGGUAUCCGAGAUGUUUCUAAAUGGAGUGAGAAAACAAGAAAACCUCUCGAAACCUUAUAUGGCUAUGACUACUUUGCCAAGACCUGUGAGAAGUGGGUAGAUGGCAUGCAACAAUUUAAACAUCUUCCAGAUGGGAAUAUCUGCAAGCACCUGCUGCCCCUGGUUCAGUGCCCCACCUUAAUCGUGCACGGGGAGAAGGAUCCUCUGGUCCCUCGUCCCCACAUCGACUUCAUACACAAACACGUGAAAGGGUCGCGGUUGCAUCUGAUGCCAGAAGGCAAGCACAACCUCCAUCUGCGCUUUGCAGAUGAAUUCAAUAAGUUAGUAGAAGACUUCCUACAGUAAAAAUGCCCGAGAACCGCGGGAAUUUGAUGAUGCCUUACUGUGGAAUCACCGGUUGGUGAGCCUCUUGCUGUCAUUCCUCAGCUCACCUGUUUUCCCAUGCUUUCUACUCCUCCCUGCAAACUCCUCCCAAAUAGAAAUAAUGACAUUAAAAUGUCCUCUAGGGGUACCUGGGUGGCUCAGUGAUUGAGCAUCUGCCUUUGGCUCAGGUCCUGAUCCCGCAGUCUGGGGAAUUGAGUCCCGCAUCGGGCUUCCCACAGGGAGCCUGCUUCUUUGCUUCUUCCUCUGCCUCUCUGUGCCUCUCAUGAAUAAAUAAAUACAAUGUUAAAAAAUAAAUAAAAGAAUAAAAAUUGCCUGAAAUGAAACUGAAGAGAC
Messenger RNA from Nyctereutes procyonoides (raccoon dog), 1837 nucleotides. It is a transcript of the gene BPHL, whose product is annotated as biphenyl hydrolase like. NCBI's taxonomy places the organism in Eukaryota, Metazoa, Chordata, Mammalia, Carnivora, Canidae. Bases 692 to 1465 code for a protein of 257 amino acids. The record is from RefSeq and is a predicted model, not a curated record. The transcript has 7 exons.